AUCUCAGCAGAAAGCAGAAUGAAUCCAAGUAGACCCCGGUCCCCGUCAGCACCUCACUGCUACCAGCAAGGCCUCAUCAGGAUGACUCUAGAAAACGCAGAACUCUGGAAGGCUUUCCACAGAACUGGGACAGAGAUGAUUAUAACCAAGCAUGGAAGGAGAAUGUUUCCCCACUGCUGCGUAAGUCUAUCUGGACUCCAGCCUUCUGCAAACUAUGUGGUCAUGGUGGACAUCGUUCCUGCAGACACCUUCAAAUACAAGUGGAAGAAGAAGCAGUGGGAGGUCACAGGAAAGGCCGAGCCCCAGCCCCCAUGUCGGACGUACAUACACCCCAGCUCCCCCGCUGCUGGAAGUCACUGGAUGAAGCAGUCGUUGUCCUUCCUGAAGAUGAAGCUCACCAACAACAUGCUGGACCAGCAUGGCCACAUCAUCCUUCACUCCAUGCAUCGCUACUACCCACGUUUUCAUGUGGUUCAGGCUGACAAUCCAUACAGCCUCUGCAGGGGCAACUUUCAGACCUUCUCCUUCCCAGAAACAGUUUUUACAGCUGUCACUGCUUACCAAAAUCCAAAGAUUACCAAACUGAAGAUUGACAACAAUUCAUUUGCCAAAAGAUUUCGAAAAGGAGACGCCAGUUCCCAAAGUCAAAUCUGCCAUUCAAAGAAAAUCCCUCCUACAAAACAACCCCCAAAAGAAAAAGAUUCUCGCAGCCGUUCUCCAGGCCUGCAGAGGAUGCCCUCCACCUCUCAGUCUUCUUCCACACCACAGCCGCUGAAGGGAGGUCACCUCUCAACAGCCUGGUGCCCUAAGCAGGACUCCUCUGGGACCCCACACCCCGAGCCCCCGGAGCUGCACGAGUAUGACUACAGCUGCGAGGAGCAGAUGGUGCCCACAACAACAGCAUACCGACCUUACAGGCAUGUGCAGUACACCAGAAUCCCUUCUGGAGACAAAACCCCAGCACAGACCACGAUUCAGCCUCCACCUCCCUCACUUCCCACCCCCGAACGAGACACCCAGCAGCGGGCCUACCACUACAACCAACAGGGCCACGGCCGCACGGCAGACUGGAGCCAGUACCCGCUUUUCUCCUACUCCUGCUGGUGAACUUCGGCCCUAUGAAACAGUCUAAAUCAAAAGAACAUACUUCAAAUUUAUUAGCCUGUGGUAUCUGUUAUUUUUGCCAUUAAAAUUCUGCAAAUUUUCAA
Molecule: messenger RNA, 1208 nt
Organism: Austrofundulus limnaeus
Lineage: Eukaryota; Metazoa; Chordata; Actinopteri; Cyprinodontiformes; Rivulidae
Product: T-box-containing protein TBX6L
Exons: 9
Coding region: 19-1107 (362 amino acids)
Biological process (GO): heart morphogenesis; regulation of transcription by RNA polymerase II; cell fate specification
Cellular component (GO): nucleus; chromatin
Molecular function (GO): DNA-binding transcription factor activity, RNA polymerase II-specific; RNA polymerase II cis-regulatory region sequence-specific DNA binding
Source: RefSeq, a predicted model, not a curated record